Messenger RNA from Cebus imitator (Panamanian white-faced capuchin), 1964 nucleotides. It is a transcript of the gene LAG3, whose product is annotated as lymphocyte activating 3. Bases 296 to 1900 code for a protein of 534 amino acids. The transcript is spliced from 8 exons. Lineage: Eukaryota; Metazoa; Chordata; Mammalia; Primates; Cebidae. The record is from RefSeq and is a predicted model, not a curated record. Gene Ontology annotation, molecular function: transmembrane signaling receptor activity; MHC class II protein binding.
GGGACCAGCAGAACGGCAUCCCAGCCUCGUCAGCCACCUUGCUCUGUCUGCUCUCUGCCACAGCCCUGCCCUGUUCCCUGGGACCCCCACUUCCCCUCAGGUGGCCUGAUCUGCCCAGCUUUCCCUGGCUUCUGGCCUCUGGUCAUCCUCUCUCCAAGGCCCCUCCCAGUCUUCCUCUAGAUCGCCUUCCUCCACCUCUCUCUCUGCAGAACUUCUCCUUUCCUCACCCCCCGACACCCCCUUCCUUCUCGGACCUCCGUUUGGAGGGCUCAGCGCUGCCCAGGCCAUAGGAGAGAUGUGGGAGGCUCAGUUCCUGGGCUUGCUGUUUCUGCAGCCACUGUGGGUGGCUCCAGUGAAGCCUCCUCAGCCAGGGGCUGAGGUCUCGGAGGUAUGGGCCCAGGAGGGGGCUCCUGCCCAGCUCCCCUGCAGCCCCACAAUCCCCCUCCAGGAUCUCAGCCUUCUUCGAAGAGGAGGGGUCACUUGGCAGCAUCAACCAGACAGUGCGCCCGCUCCCGUCCCCGGCCAUCCCCCGGCCCCCGGCCCUCGCCCGGCGGCGCCCUCCUCUAGGAGGCCGGGGCCCCGCCGCUACACGGUGCUGAGCGUGGCUCCCGGAGGCCUGCGCAGCGGGAGGCUGCCCCUGCAGCCCCGGGUCCAGCUGGAGGAGCGCGGCCGGCAGCGCGGGGACUUCUCGCUGUGGCUGCGCCCAGCCCGGCGCGCUGACGCCGGCGAGUACCGCGCCGCGGUGCACCUCAGGGACCGCACCCUCUCCUGCCGCCUCCGUCUGCGCGUGGGCCAGGCCUCGAUGACUGCCAGCCCCGCAGGGUCUCUCAGGACCUCGGACUGGGUCAUUUUGAAUUGUUCCUUCAGCCGCCCUGACCGCCCAGCCUCUGUGCAAUGGUUCCGGGGCGGGGGCCAGGGCCGAGUCCCUGUCCAGGAGUCCCCCCAUCACCACUUAGCCGAAAGCUUCCUCUUCCUGCCCCAAGUCAGCCCUAUGGACUCUGGGCCCUGGGGCUGCACCCUCACCUACAGAGAUGGCUUCAAUGUCUCCAUCGUGUACAACCUCACUGUUCUGGGUCUGGAGCCCCCAACUCCCUUGAUAGUGUAUGCUGGAGCAGGUUCCAGGGUGGAGCUGCCCUGCCGCCUGCCUCCUGGUGUGGGGACCCAGUCUUUCCUCACUGCCAAGUGGGCUCCUCCUGGAGGAGGCCCUGACCUCCUGGUGGCUGGAGACAAUGGCAACUUUACCCUUCAACUAGAGGAUGUGAGCCAGGCCCAGGCUGGGACCUACACCUGCCACAUCUGUCUGCAGGGAGAGCAGCUCAGUGCCACUGUCACACUCGCAGUCAUCACAGUGACUCCCAAAUCCUUUGGGUCACCUGGCUCCCUGGGGAAGCUGCUUUGUGAGGUGACUCCAGCAUCUGGACAAGAACGUUUUGUGUGGAGCCCCCUGGACGCACCAUCCCAGAGGAGUUUCCCAGGACCCUGGCUGGAGGCACAGGACGCCCAGCUCCUUUCCCAGCUCUGGCAAUGCCAGCUUUACCAAGGGGAGAGGCUUCUUGGAGUAGCAGUAUACUUCACAGAGCUGUCUAGCCCAGGUGCCCAACGCUCCGGGAGAGCCCCAGGCGCCCUCCACGCAGGCCACCUUCCGCUGCUUCUCAUCCUUGGUAUCCUCUCUCUGCUCCUUUUGGUGACUGGAGCCUUUGGCUUUCACCAUUGGAGAAGACAGUUGCGACCUAGAAGAUUUUCUGCCUUAGAGCAUGGGAUUCACCCACCGCAGGCUCAGAGCAAGAUAGAGGAGCUGGAGCAAGAACCCGAGCCGGAGCCGGAGCCGGAGCCGGAGCCGGAGCCGGAGCCGGAGCCCGAGCCCGAGCCCGAGCCCGAGCCCGAGCCCGAGCAGCUCUGACCUGGAGCUGAGGCAGCCAGCGGAUCUCAGCAGCUCAGUCCAAAUAAACUCCCUGUUAGCAGCA